AUGUCGUUCUCGUUCUUCAAGCCGUCGAGGCCCAAAACUCCACAGGAGGUGGCGAAGGCCAUCAACGACAGCCUCAUGGCCCUCGACACCCAGACCGUCGUCGAAGUUAAAGCCCUCGAGAAGGCUUUGGAAGAAGUUGAAAAGAAUUUUGGGACAAUGAAGUGUAUGGUUUCUGGAGAUGGGGAGACCGAACCAAAUAUGGACCAAGUUUCGCAGCUGGCUCUUGAAAUUUGUAAGGAGGGUGUUCUUGAUCUUCUGAUCCACAAGUUACCUAUACUGGGAUGGGAAGCAAGGAAAGAUUUGGUCCACUGUUGGUCCAUAUUGUUGAAGCAAAAAGUUGACUCUACUUAUUGCUGCGCAGAAUACAUUGAGAACCAUUUGGAGUUACUAGACUUUCUUGUCGUGUGCUAUGACAACAAGGAAAUUGCCUUGAAUUGUGGAAAUAUGUUGAGGGAUUGCAUUAGAUUUCCUACACUUGCAAAAUACAUAUUGGAGUCUGCGAGCUUUGUGUUGUUUUUUAAAUUUGUGGAAUUGCCAAACUUUGAUGUUGCUUCUGAUGCGUUCUCUACUUUCAAGGAUCUACUAACUAAACAUGGAACAGUGGUAUCUGAAUUUCUGACUGCUCACUAUGAUGAGUUCUUUGAUCUAUAUGAAAAACUCCUGACAUCUCCUAAUUAUGUGACCAGGAGGCAAUCUUUAAAGCUUCUCUCCGAAUUCCUUUUGGAGACUCCAAAUUCUCAUAUAAUGAAGCGCUACAUUCUAGAAGUUCGGUACUUGAAAGUCAUGAUGACAUUGCUCAAGGAUUCAAGCAAAAACAUCCAAAUCUCUGCCUUCCACAUCUUUAAGAUCUUUGUUGCUAAUCCCAAUAAGCCACGGGAAGUAAAGGUUAUCCUGGCUAAAAACCAUGAAAAGUUGACAGAGUUGCUUGAGAAUCUCUCUGCCGGAAAAGGUGAUGAAGAUGAGCAAUUUGAAGAGGAAAAGGAGCUGAUCAUCGCGGAAAUCGAAAGAGUAGCCCAAGUAUCUAAUUUUUGA
This is a messenger RNA of Prunus armeniaca (apricot), 1032 nucleotides long. NCBI's taxonomy places the organism in Eukaryota, Viridiplantae, Streptophyta, Magnoliopsida, Rosales, Rosaceae. The record is from the annotation of a GenBank genome assembly.